UAUAUUUCGUUGUCCGUCCAUUAAGUUGGCUACAAAAACCAGCACAUGGUCAACCAACGAGAUGGGUGGGAGCUUUAUUAUCCCUUUUCCCAAAGAAACUAGGGGAAGCUAGCAAGUAACCAUCCAGCUUGUUUCAGAUGCUUUUAAAAUGACAGAGGAAAGGAGAUAGAAAGAAAAGAUUAUAGAAUCCAAAGAAUUGUGUUAACUAAAGCAAAAACGAGGGUUAAAAACAUCAAAAGGAAACGAAGCAGAAGCUGAAAUAUUAUUUAUGACUUUAUGGAAUUACGGUGACUGGAUUCCUGCUUGAGCUGCUUUCCUCCUCCGCCUCCUCCAAGAUGCAGUCAGUGUUUAUUACCCUUUGUCUGCAGUUUAACAUUUUCCCGCAUCAGUUGUCAUCUUGGAAGUUGAUACCAGACAAAAGAAACUGAAGCACUCAGACACAGUUAAGGAAAAUGGCCAACUGCUACUCCCGUCUGCUGGUGCACCAUCCUUAUGCUGUGCUGACAAUGAUAACUGUAUUUGGAACUGCAGCUUUACUGAUCUCUUGUUUCUUCAGUAAAGGUUUUGACUUUGAGCAACCUCGAGCUGGAUUUGAAACUCGAGGGACAGAAAUAAGCAACAGAGUCAUUGCCUUUGGUAAUCUGCAGACUGCUAGUGAGACUUCCCUGUCACUGGCACCUUCUUUGGACAGGGACAAAUUCAGAUUUGGUGUACAGAGCAAACCUUCGAGAAAGAAGAACAGCAAGGCCAAAAAGCAUCGGAAGAAUAACAAAAGCAAGAAGAAGAAGAAGAAGAGGAAAAAGAAGAAAAAGAAGAAAAAACGGAACAGAAACAAGAAGAGGAAGAGGAAGAAGAAAAAGAACAGCAUGAAUAACAGCAGCAGCAGCAGCAGCAACAAUAACAACAAGAAAAUGAAGAGGAAAAGAAUGAGAAAAAACAAAGGCAAAAGUGAAAAAGCAAGGAUGAGAAAGCAGAGCAGGAAACAGCAAAAGAGAAGGAGAAAUAAAAUACGUCAACAGCUUCAGAAUGUUACAACUGGUUACUUCUGUGAUGAUCUUGAUGAAAAAUAUGCCCGUAUAGUUUUUGAGACAUGUGAAGGUUGCACCUUAUUUUCCUUGGAGAAUAUCCAAGCAAUGUGCCGAUUGGAGGAAAGAGUUAUCUAUUCAACUCCUUUAUUUAAAUACCUUUCCAUUGAUGAUUCCAGAGAGUGUCGAAGCUGGUCAAUUGGUAACUACAUAAGCCUAUUGAGCAACAAAUCUUCCUGCAACACUUUGGAAUCACAAGAUGUAACUCUUGUUUUGGAUAUGCUGCAAGAAUGUGCUGAGUUUUAUCGUAAUUAUUCCUUGAGUUCAUACUGUUACGACUGUGUUGGUGUUCCUGAUUUCUGUAAGCAACACGAUGCUGUUUACCACAUUCUUCAUUACCUCACAGACAUUGAGUUUACAUCUAUUAAUCCAGAAUAUCUACCAUCUUUGAAAUACGCCGUUUCUUUUCUACCAAUCAUCCGUAAUCCUGCAACUGAUGUUUUCUUUGAGCACAUUGAGCGACAAAACCUCCAAGAAGACAAUGUAGAAUUGAUAGGAGCUAAUUUUGGAAUCAAAGAGAUUCUAUUUAGAAAAUAUCUUUGGUCUGAUAGUGUUUGGCUUAUCAUAACAGCUGUUAGCAUUUUUCUGGCAAUAUGGUUCUAUUCGUUGUCCCUUUUCAUCACAUUUAUGACGUUCCUGGCAAUAUUCUGGUCGCUUGUUUUUGCGUACUUUUUCUACAUAUUUGUUCUUGGAAUCGAGUUCUUCCCAUAUAUGAAUAUGGUCACCAUCAUGAUAAUGGUUGGAAUCGGUGCUGAUGAUACAUUCAUCUACUGCAGAAUUUGGAAUCGAACAAAAGCUGAGAAGACUGCCAAAGAUCUUGAGGAAAUGGUUAUCACUACUCUCAGACAUGCCGUUAUGUCAAUGCUCGUAUCAAGCUUAACAACUGCCGCUGCUUUCCUUGCCAACGCCAUUAGUGACAUCAUUGCAAUUCGUUGUUUUAGUAUUUAUGUUGGAAUAUCAGUGAUGUGUAAUUUCUUUUUCAUGGUUACUUGGAUGCCUGCGACUAUUGUUCUCCAUGAGAACCAUUGCUCAAAAGUUCAUUGUACAGGAAUCAUUACCAAAAUGCAUUUCUUCUCAUGCAAACGACUGACUAAAGGAUGUAAAUUCGUAUCAAUCAUUUCUCAAAAAUUUUUUAAAGAAUUUCUACCAAAUCAAAUUGUCAAGCAUCCUUAUAUUUUGUUGCUUUUUUUUGGAAUGGUUGGCAUAGCCUCAGCUGUUAUUGUUUUCAUCUACCCUGGAGUAAAAUUACCAACCAAAGAAAAAUUCCAGUACUUUUCUUCCAACCACCUCCUGGAAGUUUAUGACAUCAAACUGUGGAAUCAUUUUUGGUUUGAGAAAGCAGAAAUAGAUGCAUUUCCUCUCAUGCCCAUCACUGUCGUUUGGGGAAUAAUGCCCAAAGACAAUGGUCAUAUCUUGAACCCUUAUGACCAUGGAACAUUAGAAUUCGACAAUGAGUUCAGUUUAGAAUCAGCAGCUGCCCAAACUUGGUUGAUGGAUUUCUGUAGUAGAGUACGUCAGCAACCAUUUUACCAGAAUAUUCCUGGUUAUGCCAUAACUAAUUGCUUCUUUGAAAACUUCCGACAUUAUAUGAGUACACCAUGUAUUGGUAAACAUCGCAAACUGCAAGGCUGUUGUAAUAUCACUGAAUUCCCUUACAGUGCUGAACUCCUGAAGAGAUGCUUAGAAAUCUACAUCCCCAUACUGAUGGAUACCCCUUAUAUUGGCCCCUAUUAUACCAGUUAUCAUCUUCCGGGACCAAGGUUUCAGGACAAACGCAUGCGUGCUUUUUUUGUGGAGUUUAGUAGCACGACUCCUUUUACAUAUGCUUAUGAAAACCUUUAUGCCUUUUACAAUGAAAUUAAUGAAUGGGUGCAGAACGAGAUAAAAGCUGCCCCACCUGAACUCUCCCGGGGUUGGUUUGUCAGUUACUUACAGUUCUUUGAUCUACAAGGUAGCAUCCUGCAUGGCCUACCGAUUGCUAUGGCCCUGUCCCUAAGUGUAGCUGGAGCUGUGAUAUUUCUGACAACCCUUAAUGUACUUCUGAGUAUAUAUGCCAUGUUUUCAGUCAUUUUCACCAUUCUCACUACUGUUGCUCUUCUCAUUCUUCUCGGCUGGGAGCUGAACAUUCUAGAGUCUGUAGUCAUCACCGUGGCUAUUGGUAUGUCAAUUGACUUCACCCUUCAUUACAGUGUAGCUUAUCGACUGUCAGCUCACAGCGAGAGGAGCGCUCGUGUCAUCUCAUCCAUCAGCUCCAUUGGAUCUGCCGUUGCUAUGGCAUCCUUCACAACAUUUAUUGCUGGUUUGCUUAUGCUCCCGGCAACCGUUUUGGUCUUUAGACAGUUUGGAAUCUUUCUCAUGAUCAUCAUAUCUAGCAGUUGGUUAUAUGCCACUUUCUUUUUUCAGCCAUUAUUAUGUGUACUCGGACCAACUGGAGAUUUCGGUCAAUUUUAUUGGCCCAAGUUUAGAUGCUGCUUAAAAUCCUCUCCGGAAUCAGAACCUUCAUCUUUGAAUGAAAAGCAAGAUGACAGAAACAUUGAAUUAAAUGUUCUCAAAGAUAAUGGUGAUAACACAGACAAUCCUGAAUUGUAAUAUAUUUUGUAAUAUAGAAGAGAGAGGUGGGAUUUUAUGGGGUUAAUCUGGCCCCCUGUGUGUUCUGGGUUUAAAAUUCUACCAAAGUUGAUUUUCAUUAUCAUUCUUCAAAUGUAAAUAAAUUAAAUACCAGUAAUUUACUGAGGUCAGUUCA
Molecule: messenger RNA, 3828 nt
Organism: Octopus sinensis (East Asian common octopus)
Lineage: Eukaryota; Metazoa; Mollusca; Cephalopoda; Octopoda; Octopodidae
Product: protein dispatched homolog 1-like
Exons: 5
Coding region: 453-3674 (1073 amino acids)
Cellular component (GO): membrane
Source: RefSeq, a predicted model, not a curated record